CUAUUGCGAAGUGCUCGCUUAGGUAGCUCUCCAACCACCAACGUAAGUCGUCUCAGCCGAAGCCAGAGAUCACUUCUCUGAACUGAGGACUGCCCCGCCCUCCCCGCUCGCCAGCUUGGGUGCAAAGCGCAGCGAGGCUGCUUGCAGCCCUGCGCAGCGCCGCGCGCCGUCGCCGGCUCCCCGCGGUCCACGAGAGAGUAACAACGCACGCGAGAGAGUAACAAGCGCUCACUUUGUUACGCGCGCGCAGCUCGCCGCCGACGACACAAAAAGCAAAAAUGCCGACCAAAUCGAAAGCCGCGAAGAAGAAGACCGUCAAGUUCUACGUCGACUGCUGGCAGCCCGUCGAGGACUCCGUGCUUGACGUCGCGACCUUCGAGAAGUUCCUGCGGGACACGAUCAAGGUCGACAACAAGGCGGGCAACCUCGGCGACAAGGUCGUCCUCAGCACGGAGAAGACGAAGGUCGUCGUCCAGGCGACGGACGGCGUCAUCGCGAAGCGGUACCUGAAGUACUUGACGAAGAAGUACCUCAAGAAGCAGCAGCUCCGCGACUACCUCCACGUCGUCGCGACGGCGAAAAACACGUACGAGAUGCGCUACUUCAGCAUCAACUCCGAGGGCGACGACGAGGCGUAA
Messenger RNA from Pelagomonas calceolata, 638 nucleotides. The record is from the annotation of a GenBank genome assembly. Lineage: Eukaryota; Pelagophyceae; Pelagomonadales; Pelagomonadaceae.